Molecule: messenger RNA, 537 nt
Organism: Vicia villosa (hairy vetch)
Lineage: Eukaryota; Viridiplantae; Streptophyta; Magnoliopsida; Fabales; Fabaceae
Exons: 2
Coding region: 1-537 (178 amino acids)
Source: RefSeq, a predicted model, not a curated record
AUGAGUAGAAUUGAUAGAAUCUUGGUCUCGGUUAAUAUGAUGAAUAACUGGGGGAUUAUUGGUCAAAUGUUUGGUGAGAGGGAUAUUUCAGAUCAUUGUCUGGUGUGGCUAGUGUCGGACAAUGCUAAUUGGGGUCCUAAACCGUUCAAAUUCAACAACGAUUGGUUUUCUCUUGAGUCCUUUAUGCCUUUUGUUGAGAAAGAAUGGAAAAGUUUACAUAUAGAAGGAAGAGAUUUGGAGGUGGAGGAGGGGGUUCGGGAGCUUAAUUUGGCCGACUUGAAGUUAGAAGGGAAUGACGAUGAUUCUUUUGAGGAGAAUUUGGUUAGGAGGAAAGAAGCUUCAUGUCGAAUUUGGAGAAACUUGAGACUAAAAGAAAAUAUGCUUCUUCAAAAGGCUAGACUUAAGUGGAUGAAAGAGGGAGACGCUAAUAGUGGUUUUUACCACAAAGUGAUGAAAGAAAAAAGGAAUUUCAACCAUUUAGGUCCUAUUUAUGUGGAAGGCGGUACAAUGGAGUCGGUCGAUAAGGUGAGAGAGUAG